Fusarium verticillioides 7600 is the source of this 1797-nucleotide messenger RNA. RefSeq lists its product as hypothetical. Bases 95 to 1768 code for a protein of 557 amino acids. Gene Ontology annotation, biological process: biosynthetic process. NCBI's taxonomy places the organism in Eukaryota, Fungi, Ascomycota, Sordariomycetes, Hypocreales, Nectriaceae. The transcript is spliced from 2 exons. Gene Ontology annotation, molecular function: pyridoxal phosphate binding; L-2-aminoadipate:2-oxoglutarate transaminase activity. The record is from RefSeq and is a predicted model, not a curated record.
CACUGUAAUAGAAAGGUCCACAGUUAUCCGCCUCUAACCCUCACCAUUCUAGGCAAGUUAGCCGUCUGGACCAUUGACCCUCGUCUUCAUCUCCAUGAAUAUCCUUCAACCGGUCCGACAUCGCUCAAUUGGGCUCGCUGUUGACUUUGGCCUCUAUAGAAAUUACGCCAUAUAUAAAGGACGGCGACACCAAUAUCACUGGACCUUGCGUUGUAGUUCUUCUUUGCUGUCUGGUAACGCUGCAGCUUCCCCUCUAUGUCGCCAUAAUAGCCAUUGCCCCUCAACACCAUCAUCACUGUCAUCACCAUCAUACAUCCACGCAGCCAAGAUGAAAACGAAACCAACCCACGCUUCUGAAUUUCCCUCGAAUCCUCAGUCGGGGAACCAUCAGAUUAAUCUGAUUCGCGGCUGGCCAAACCCAGGUCUCCUACCCGUUGACCUUCUCUCAGCUGCUGCUCAGCGCAAUCUUUCAGAUCCAGCUAUAUAUGUUCCUGCGCUGCAAUACGGUCCAGAUUCUGGAUAUCAACCGCUACGGGAGGCAUUGGCGACUUGGCUGUCGGAGCACUAUCGUGUUGAACGAGAUCCGAAUCGUAUCUGCAUCUCUGGCGGUGCAAGUCAGAAUGUCGCUUGCAUCCUCCAGAGCUUCACAGAUCCCAACGUAACGCAGGCUGUUUGGUGCAUUUCACCCUCAUACCACCUCGUCUUCCAGAUCUUCCGCGACAAUGGCUUUGAGGGACGCUUGAGGGCGACGCCAGAAGAUGAGGAGGGUGUUGAUAUUGAAGCGUUGGAGGCCAAACUAGCUGAGUUUGAGAAGCACGCCCCAGAAGCCAAGGCGCCUGUGAGUGAUGCUGGAAAGUACCGUAAGCAUUAUCGACAUGUCAUCUACGUGGUUCCCACUUGUUCGAAUCCCUCGGGCAAGACAAUGUCUCUCCGUCGUCGAGAGGCUCUGGUUCAACUUGCGCGCAAGUAUGAUGCCCUCAUCAUUUGCGACGACGUAUACGACUUUCUCCAGUGGCGCAUCGACAGCGACCCAAGCACAAUUUCGAGCAGUCUGAGCCCUAACGAGCAUCCAGAAAUGCUACUCCCGCGCCUUUGUGACAUUGACAUGGCAAUGGGUCGUGCCGACAACGAUCCCCAUAGUUUUGGGCACGCUGUCAGUAAUGGAUCUUUCAGUAAACUCACUGGCCCUGGGAUGAGAACUGGGUGGCUCGAAGGAUCUCCUGCUUUUGCAUUUGGAUUGGCACAGACCGGUGCAACAAAGUCUGGUGGUUCGCCGAGUCAGUUUUCUGCAUCUAUCAUGGCCGAUUUGGUUCAGUCAGGGGCUCUUCAGGAGCGACUUGCCUCUACCCUCAGGCCCCAACUUCAACAUCGACAUCGGAUCAUGAUGCAAGCUAUACAUAAGCACCUCGAGCCUCUCAAUGUUGGCAUCCGAGACGCUGGCCUUGUCAACGGCAGUGUUUAUGGCGGUUACUUUGUGUGGCUCACCUUGGAAGAGGGUCUCUCAGCCAAGCUUGUUUCAGAAGUCACGAUGGCCGAGGAGAAUUUAGUUGUGGGAAAUGGAACUAUGUUUCAAGUGCCUGGCGAUGAGGCCUCUGUUUAUUUGGACAACGCCGUGCGGCUGACGUUCGCAUAUGUCCCCGAGGAGGACUUGGUAGAAGGUGUUGAAAGGUUAUCAAAGGCGCUUCGGAGGAUAAAGGCCGAUCCUGAGAAAUACAAGGCGCUUGCUAGCACAACGACGGAUAGUGAUAUUAUAGAUGCCAACAAAUAAUUACAGUAUGUUUUCUGCAGUCGUUGCCC